Messenger RNA from Dovyalis caffra, 468 nucleotides. The record is from the annotation of a GenBank genome assembly. Lineage: Eukaryota; Viridiplantae; Streptophyta; Magnoliopsida; Malpighiales; Salicaceae.
AUGAAGAUAGAACUAUCUGUAUGGAUAGGUCUAAUGCAAGUCUUCCAUGAUUGCAUCUCCGAUUAUGAACGGUUUGACUUAGGUUUUGAGGGUUACAAGUUUUCCUGGCCACGCAUCCGUUCUGACUAUGCUUCUUUACUAAUCUCUUGGGGUAAUGGUGACCGUUCCCAAGGAGUGAGAAGAGUCCCUUUCAUUCUGAGGUCAUUUAUAUGGGUGGACAAUAAAGAAUGUGAAGAGGUUAUACAGUCAACAUGGGAGUCUCUUGGUGAAAAUUUGAACCUUUCGGACAACAGGGGUAAAAUUUCAGCUUGCAAAAAGGACCUGACAUCAUGGAAUAACCAGAAGUUUGGGAACAUUACUUAUCAAAUCAGAAUGCUGAGGGCGAAAAUAGGACCUCUCCAAAUGGUUCAGCAAACUGAUGAUAUUAUCUCAAACAAAAGGCUCGUGAAGAUGAAAUGGACGUGUUGA